AUGCCUUCGCCGUCAACGUCAAUGGAUUAUUCACAGGAGACAAUUUUUCAAUAUGAAAAUGAAGUAUCAAGCGAAUUAAAUAAAAUGCAUUUAAAUAAUAACUUGGAAAAUGAAAUGGAGGUUUGUGAAGAUAAACCAGAAUUAAGAAGGGAUUUCUCCUCAAUAGCGUGUACUGUAAUAAAAGAAACUCAUAUAGCUCAAAGUUUCGAAGAAUUUUAUCCAAUAAUCAAAAAGUUCCUCUCAUUGGGAAAUGAAAUUGUAUUGUUGUAUGAAAAGGCCGAACAUAAUAAACAAUUAUGCAGUGCUCUCUUACAAAGGUGUAAUUGUGCAAUUGCUGCAGUAAAAGAUUUAAAUAUUAGAAAAACCGAAAUCACGAGUGAUAUCAACGAAACUUUUUAUAAGCUUACGGAGGAAUUUGACGGAUAUAUGGAUAGUUUAAAUUUUUCUUUUACCAUACAAUCUAGAGAUGAUUUGAUAACAAUGAAGGAUGGUGUGGAAGAUAUCUUAUUUUAUGUUCAUGGCGUCUCUGAAGAUAAACAAUCUCAACAAAAAUUCCUUACUGGGAUGGAUCGAGUGGCCGGAAGAAACGAAGAGUUCAAAAAACAUAACAAAACUACCUCAAACACGAAUUCAUCUGAACAUAUUAUAACAAAUGUAGAAGCAAACGAACCAUUACUUGAAGGCAAUUCUUAUAUUAGAACAAAUUUUUGUCCUUCAAGAAGGAUUGAAAAACGCACUUCAGUCAAAAAUUGUACUGACAUCCUUCAUCAUGAUAUCCAGUCGGCAAAUAUUUUAGUAAAUCAAUAUCAAAAGGUUAAAAUAGCAAAUUUUGGUCUAAGCAAAAAAUUUUCAGAUGCUACCAGAAGUAUUUCACAUAACCUAGAGAAUAUAAGAGUUGGAGCAUUAUUGUGGGAGAUUGCAGAAUUAAAAAAACCUCAUUCUGACCUUGAUAAUUCGGAAAUACUUAAUAGUGUUAGAAAACGUAUGCGAGAAAGAUAUUAUGAACCAUUUUCAAAUGAUGCUCCCUCUGAAUGGAGGGAUAUAGUAUCUAAUGCUAUGGAAUACGAACGUGAUUGGCGUUCUAGUAUUUCAGCUAUUUGUCGGGACCUUUAUGAAUUGAUGAUGAAACAACAUUCGGAUAAAUCUCGUCCAAAUAGCGGUUUUAGUUGUUCAAAUUGUGAGAAUGAAACCUCGACACCUUCGGGGGAUCAUAAAGUAAAUUUAUCAGCAAGUAAUAAUCAAAGUUCAACACCCGUAAUUUUUACAAUUCUCUCUGUUGGAGAUGCAAUUCGCGAACACAAAUCCAGCAAUGGAAGCAAACUAGUUGCAUGGAAUAGUUUCAAAUUUCACUCAAUAACCAAUGUUGAGGCAAAAUAUUGGGUAGGGUAUUAUUAUUUUCAUCAUGGUGAAGAUAUUCCUGAGUUACAACCCAUUAAUGAGGAAGAAAGGAUCAAAAAUGCCAUUGAUAUAUUUAAAGAAACUGCUGAUAAAGGAAAUUCUUCCGCUCAAUUAAGAUAUGGAAUGCAUUUAUGGCAAACGGAAAAUAAUUAUAUCGAAGCUUUUAAAUAUUUAAAGAAUUCAGCUAAUUCACAAGAUGUAGCGGCCAUGUUUAUCGUUGGAAAAGCUUAUUGGAAUGGUAUCAAUGGUAUUGUACAAGAUAAGGCACUAGGUGCAGAAUAUUUAAGAAGUGCUGCUUUGGCAGCUCAUCCUAAAGCUAAGAAAUUAUGCAAUGAAUAUGGAAUUUCUUUUUAA
Messenger RNA from Funneliformis mosseae, 1752 nucleotides. The record is from the annotation of a GenBank genome assembly. Lineage: Eukaryota; Fungi; Glomeromycota; Glomeromycetes; Glomerales; Glomeraceae.